Molecule: messenger RNA, 1990 nt
Organism: Prunus dulcis (almond)
Lineage: Eukaryota; Viridiplantae; Streptophyta; Magnoliopsida; Rosales; Rosaceae
Exons: 6
Coding region: 241-1749 (502 amino acids)
Source: RefSeq, a predicted model, not a curated record
AGAGAGAGAGAGAGAGAGAGAGAGAGCGAUUGUGUGUGACUGUGAGAGAGCGAGAAAAAGUGCCACCACGAGAGCCUUCCCUCGGGCCCCAAUCAGAGUUCGCCACGCCCACGUCUCACUUAUCUGUCACCGGCUCCGACGCUUAACUGGGCCGGCAGUCACAUGCUCUUUGGCGCUCCUACCCACAACAGAUUUCCUCAAUCUCAGAAGGAAAGAAUUGCGUUUACAUGAAUUUGCAGGAUGGGCCCUGAAUUGGAGGUGAAACCAAAGUCGGGAGCUGCUAUGGAAGUUUCAGUCGCUAAGGAUGGAACUACCCAUCAUGACGUAGUCGUAGAUGAUAAGUUUAUGCCUUGUGUAAGUAACUACAAAGAUAAUAUCUUGGAAAUGGAAGAAACAUUGGUUGGACAAACUACUGUCUCAAAUAAAAGGGAGAAUGCGGAGCUAAACAGAACUGGUGGUACAAGUCCUGAUGAUGUUCAGAUUCUUGAAGGUGAACGUGGGGAUUUGACAGAGAAUUCAAGUUCUUUUGGUGAUACAAUUUCUGGGACAGAGGAUGGUUCAACGUUGGAUGGUGACGAAGCUGAUUCACAGUUAGGUGAAAAUGAGCACGCUUCAGUAUAUGAUGGGUAUUUUGGUGCAUUUCAAACAAGGAAGAAAAAGUUGACCCCCGAGUGGAGAAAUUUUAUACGUCCUGAAAUGUGGCGGCUUAAAUGGCUGGAACUGCAGAUUAAGGAACUUCUGUCCCAGACCCAAAAGUAUGAUUCCGAACUUGCAAAGUAUGACAAAGAAAAGCUGUCUGCAUUUGAGGGCUUCACAUCAGAAGGUUUUGAUGCAAUGCCAACACCAAAGUUGAUGAAAAGGAAGAAAAGAAAGAGAGUUGAAGAUACUACUGACAUAGCAUCAUAUAUGUCACACCAUAAUCUGUUCUCCUAUGUUCCAGAAAGUAAGAAGACUGCUGCUAAUGGUGUUUGCAUGCAGGAAGACUGGGGUGAUCUCGCAGGAGCUAAAACUAGUUAUGGCCAUAAUGAGUUUGAGACAAAUGAUAUAUGGUCAUCUCUCGAGUUCAGAGAUGGUAAUAGUUCCUUGGAAGAUAUUCUUUGGAAGAUUGAAGUGGUACAUUCACAAGUAUGGCAGUUGAAGACUCGAAUUGACAAGGUCGUGCAGGAAAAUCCUGGGAACUUUUCUGCUAACCAUUUCCUAGUACCAUGUGAUACAUCGAAUGGCUCUGCUCAAAAUCCUGCUUCUCCUCCUGAAAAUGGAAAUACAUUACUAGUGGAAACUUUAUCCACUGCAUCUCAGCAUGUCAAGUUUAACAUUGGAAAUCUAUUUUUACCUCAGAGUGCAGUUUCAAGUCAUGAAGAGCUGACCCCUCUUCCUAGUAUGAUUGGAAAUACAGAUCAGCCUUGGCUUGGCAAUGUACUUGAAAAUGUUGAGGAUGGGUGCCUUAUACCUAAUGCUGCUGUCAAGGAUGAGCCAUAUAAUUUUGAAGUUAAAGAUCAGCUCAUCCAGAAGCCUCACAUAUCACUUGAAGAGCAGGAAACCAAUUUUCCUGUUCCGGUAUCAGAAACUGAGUUGCCCACAAACUUACCUGUUCCGGUUUCGGAAACUGCAUUGCCGACAAGUUCCAGUGUACCUAAUGCAACUCAUGAAUUAGAUUCCACCACCAGGACUAAUUUCCGUUGGAACACAAGAAAUCGAGGGAGGAGAAAACCUGGCUCGUAUGCAUAUAAGUUGAGCCGGAAAUCGUAAAGCUAGCUGGAUUAGAAGUGACAUAAUAUUACUUUUGUUAUGAUAUCUUGUAUAUGCUGCUUAUUCUGCUGUACAUGCUCUCACACAUGCAAAUAUGAUUUCAACUGUACAUGCUGCUCAUUUAGGCACACACACACGCUACUCCGGUGGAAACAUUAAUAUUUGUUUGAUGCUUUUGAUCAAAUUUUGGGCAUUUUUCCGGAAUUACGGGUUGCUAUAUUAGCAUCGAAUUAACUGCUUA